AUGGUCCGGGUAUCUGGACGUAAAGUCGUUGUGUCGAUGACCAUUGCAGAAACUUCGCUGACAAUCGACGGGAACGUUUAUGUCGUGGCUCCGGGCUUUUAGAAGCAGAAGGUUCACAAUCCGCGAAUACGCGUGGAGAGCUUGCUCAUCAGCCCCGUAUGA
Messenger RNA from Laccaria bicolor S238N-H82, 162 nucleotides. The record is from the annotation of a RefSeq genome assembly. NCBI's taxonomy places the organism in Eukaryota, Fungi, Basidiomycota, Agaricomycetes, Agaricales, Hydnangiaceae.